Molecule: messenger RNA, 342 nt
Organism: Etheostoma spectabile (orangethroat darter)
Lineage: Eukaryota; Metazoa; Chordata; Actinopteri; Perciformes; Percidae
Product: keratin-associated protein 6-2-like
Exons: 2
Coding region: 1-342 (113 amino acids)
Source: RefSeq, a predicted model, not a curated record
AUGACCCAUGGCAUGACCUUUGGCAUGACCCAUGGCAUGACCUAUGGCAUGACCCAUGGCAUGACCUUUGGCAUGACCUAUGGCAUGACCUAUGGCAUGACCUAUGGCAUGACCUAUGGCAUGACCUAUGGGCUUGACCUAUGGCUGCUGUCUACCUUGCUGGCUGGACCUAAAGACUUGACCUAUGGUUCCUGGACCUAUGGACUGACCUAUGGCGGACCUAUGGGGCUUUACUAUGGCCUGGACCUAUGGCUAGGACCUCUGGCCCUUGGACCUCAUGUGGCUGAACCUAUGUGCUGUACCUAUGGGGCUGGACCUAUGGCUCUUGACCUAGGCCUGUGA